AGAGAACCCGAGGGAGGGGUCGUGCCGUGCUAUCUGGCCUCCCCUCACUCUCCCUGCCCCCUGUGUACUGCCUCCCUAGGAAGUACAAACUGUAAUGACGUAUUAAUUACAGGUAUUACAGGUGAUACAUAAAGCAGGAGUAUUAAACCUUUCCUUACUCUACUGAAGGUUUAUGUUGUUGAGAGGUUUAAUAGUUUAAUACCGGUGUUUUAAUGGAUGGUUUAUAUUAAGGUGUUUGAACCACUGCAUUGAGACUUUGUGGUGUUUGGUUGUGUUUGGAUUCGUUGUUAAGUGUUUGGGAAAGUGAAAAAUUGGAUAUAGAGGUGUUUUAAUGGUGGUGUUUUAAAGAUUCAUUAGACACUCAGAGAGACAGACAUUGUAACACCACUGAACUCUCUCGAAUUUGAAGUGAUUGGAACUCUUGUUUUAGCAGUUCAGAGAGAGACUCGAGAAACGUGGAGAGUGUGUAGCGCUUGAGUGUGAGAGUGUCUUAACUACUUGAGUGUGAGGGGGGUUUUGGAGAAGCACUCGAGGUGUGUCUCUUGAUCGACCAUUUAAGUGAACACCGCUGGAGUUAAAGGAGGUGUGGGACCAGUGAGUGACCAGCCCCCACAGGAGUAGUGACCAGAGGAACAGUGAGUGACCAGAGGAACAGUGAGUGACCAGAGGACCAGUGAGUGAUCAGAGGACCAGUGAGUGACCAGAGGAACAGUGAGUGACCAGAGGAACAGUGAGUGACCAGAGGACCACUAGGCAAGGCCCUCACCAUGAUGAACCACAUACUGGACGACAAGUUGGAGGCUGAGUCCGUCCCCCUCACCACCUCAGCUUCCUCCCCCCCCGUCAUCACCCCUCCCGUCAUCACCCCCCCAACCGUCACCCCCUCCAACAACGCCUCUCCAGCCAUCAGUCGACGCUAUGUUUUUGGGGCUCUUGGGGGCUCCUGUAGCGUCGACGGUGUGGCCAACUUUACUGAUUGGUCCAGCCCCAUCACCCCCACCAUGAAUGGCCAGCCCCCAGAUGGUGCCGACGACAAGCCGUUUAUGGUGGAUAUGAAAGAGAUGAGUGGCUACGAGAAGAACCUUUAUCUCUACUCGGAGGAGAUGGCGGAUCGGCCCAGAGUGUCAAUGAUGAUCAACUCUCUGGCCAACUACAACGCCACCAUCCCCUCCGCUGAAGAGAACGACUCCAAGCCCACCAAACCCGUGGCCAAGCUGGGUACACUAAUGGGCGUCUUCCUGCCCUGCAUCCAAAACAUCUUCGGCGUCAUUCUCUUCAUCCGUAUGCCCUGGAUUGUGGGGACAGCUGGCGGGGCAUUUGCUUUUACUAUUGUCUUGAUGUGUUGCUGUACGACCUUCUUAACUGGGAUAUCUAUGUCCGCCAUCGCCACCAACGGUGUAGUACCAGCAGGUGGGUCCUACUUCAUGAUAUCUCGGUCCCUGGGGCCAGAGUUUGGUGGAGCUGUUGGCAUCCUCUUUUAUACAGCGACUACUGUGGCAGCUGCCAUGUACAUCAUCGGUGCUGUUGAAAUAUUGUUGACGUAUAUGGCUCCGGUGUUAUCUAUAUUCGGGGACUUCACCAAGGACCCGAGCAUCAUGUACAACAACUUCCGAGUAUAUGGUACUGUCCUCUUGUGGAUGAUGUGUACUAUUGUCAGCAUUGGAGUGGCCUUUGUCAGCAAGUUCGCAGCCAUCGCUCUGGCCUGUGUCAUUGGCUCCAUCAUUGCUAUUCUUGUUGGUAUAUUUACCAAUAUCAAUGGGACAGAUAAAUUACAGAUGUGUGUGUUAGGAGCAAGAUUACUUACCCAAGUUGAUAACUGUACCAAAGAAUAUGGUGGAGAUCUCUGGCAGAUAUAUUGUGCAAAAGAAAACAACACCUUUGCCCAAAACAUCACCGAGUGUGAUCCCUACUUCCAAGCACAUAACGUGUCUGAACGAAGAGCUAUUGUUGGGUUGGCAUCUGGCGCGUUUACUUCCAAUUUGGGUUCUCACUUCAUGGAGCAGGGGCAGAUUGUUUCAGACACAGACAAUCCUGAUGACUAUGAGUCUCUAAACAACCCAACUUACAAUCAGAUCGUCAUUGACAUCACCACCUCCUUCACCGUCCUGGUUGGCAUCUUUUUCCCAUCCUGUACAGGAAUUAUGGCCGGCAGCAACAGGUCUGGAGAUCUUGCAGAUGCACAAAAGAGUAUUCCCAUAGGAACACUUGCUGCCAUUGUCACAACAUCCUUUGUUUACUUAAGUUAUCUUCUCUUGUUUGCUGGGUCUUAUGACCUUCUCCUGAUGAGAGACAAGUUUGGUUACAGUGUGGGCGGUAAACUGGCCAUCGCGGCAAUAUCCUGGCCAAAUGAGUGGGUGAUUCUCGUGGGGUCACUCCUCUCGACCAUAGGUGCUGGCCUACAGUCCCUCACAGGAGCACCGAGAUUGAUGCAAGCCAUAAGUAAAGACGGCAUUAUUCCCUUCUUAGUGCCCUUCGCUAAGUCUUCAGCACGCGGGGAGCCUCUCAGAGCAUUGCUGAUGACGGGAUGUAUUUGUCAGUUUGGUAUUUUGAUUGGUAACCUGGAUUACAUUGCUCCUAUUCUGUCAAUGUUCUUCCUCAUGUGCUACGGCUUUGUCAACCUCGCCUGCGCGUUACAAACUUUGUUGCGUACUCCCAACUGGCGGCCAAGAUUUAAGUAUUAUCACUGGUCUUUGUCAUUUGUGGGUCUGUCGCUGUGCAUUACUGUGAUGUUCAUGACCUCUUGGUACUAUGCCCUGCUGGCUAUGUUAAUUGCUGGUAUUAUCUAUAAGUACAUCGAAUUCCGUGGAGCAGAAAAGGAAUGGGGAGAUGGCAUUAGAGGUCUGGCCCUGUCCGCUGCUCGCUACUCCCUCCUGAGACUGGAAGAAGGUCCUCCUCAUACUAAAAAUUGGCGGCCACAGAUCCUUAUUCUAGCAAAGCUGACGAAGGAUUUGGUGCCCAAAUACAAGAAACUUUUCACUUUUGCCUCCCAGCUGAAAGCUGGCAAGGGUCUGACUAUAGGUGUGUCUGUUAUUGAUGGAGAAUACUCGAAAAGCUACGGAGAAUCGCACGCUGCCAAACAGAGCUUACGUCGUGCCAUGAACGAGGAGAAAGUGAAAGGCUUUGUCGACACGCUGAUCGCCAAGAACAUAACAGAAGGCAUCAGUCACAUUAUCCAGACUUGUGGCUUAGGAGGCAUGAAACCCAACACAGUCAUUCUAGGAUGGCCUUACGGGUGGCGUCACUCUCCAGAUGAGCGGUCGUGGCGAGUUUUCCUAGACACCGUUCGUAAUGUAUCGGCGGCAAAGAUGGCGCUUCUUGUCCCUAAAGGCAUCAAUUUCUACCCAGAUUCUAUGUCUAAGGUGUCUGGUACUAUUGACAUCUGGUGGAUUGUCCAUGAUGGCGGUCUUCUUAUGUUGCUGCCCUUCCUCCUCCGCCAGCACAAGGUCUGGAAGAACUGCAAAAUGCGCAUCUUCACCGUUGCUCAGCUAGAGGACAACAGCAUCCAGAUGAAGAAGGACUUAAAGACAUUCCUCUACCACCUGCGUAUUGAUGCUGAAGUGGACGUGGUCGAGUUGAUGGACAGUGACAUUCAGACGUACACCUACGAGCGAACACUCAUGAUGGAACAGAGAACACAGAUGUUGAAGGAACUGCGUCUCAACCGUAAAGAGAAACUCAAUAUUUCGGAACUAGGGUUUGAGGCUGCCAAUAUUGAAGACAAACUGCCCCUGAUUGAGUCAAAUAGCCUCAGGGUUCAAGCCAUAGUAGACCAUCACCACCCCACAGGCGAGCACUCAGCAAGCAAGGUGCGCUUCAAGGAGGAUGAGCCUGCACUAGACUCUGAUGCAGAAGCAGAGAUGAGUGGAGCAUCUGAGGACACAGAGAAGAAGACCAGCAAAAAUGAAAGCUUCAAGAAACUGCUCACCAUCAAGCCGGAUGAGGCAAAUGUACGACGAAUGCACACUGCUGUUAAAUUGAAUGAAGUGAUUGUGAACAAGUCUCACAAUGCACAACUUGUCAUCAUUAACCUUCCUGGACCCCCCAAGACGUCAAGACCAGAAUCAGAGAGUAACUACAUGGAAUUUUUGGAAGUUUUAACAGAAGGACUGGAGAGAGUGUUGAUGGUGAGAGGUGGAGGUCGGGAAGUCAUCACCAUUUAUUCAUGAGUCAGUAUUCAGUAUAUAUAUGUAAUAGUUACUCUCUCUGUGGUGUCCAGCUGGUUCACAGGAGACCAGGAUACUGAAGGAAGGUUUACAAUGUCCGUAAUCAUGUGUAAAAUACAGGAUAAGAAACUGGGUGAUGAACAGUAAAUACAUCAUUUUCAAUAUCUCCUUUGUCUCCAAAAACAUUUUACUCUAUUAUAGUUAAUAAUUUUUGUGAGAUGUAGGCAGCAAAUGCUUUUUUUAGUAAUGUGUUGUUUAACAACAAUAAUGAAUAUUUAUGGCAGCAAAUGCUCUCUUGGUAAUGUGUUGUUUUAAUAACACAAGUCUGGAAAUUUAUGGUGCAUUCUUGUGGUUUUCAUAGUUAAAGUUAGGAUGUAAGCAGUGGUCUCAAGACCAACAGUCAAGUUCCCUUAGUAGUCUUUGUACUAAUAUUAAGGAGACCUGAAAGGACUGUACAGUAGCUCUGAUUGAAAGAUUAGACAAAGAGAGAGAUUUAUAUGAAAUGGUUAAUCUUAUAGGGAUAUAUGCUGUGUAAUUUGAUUUUUUUUUACUACAGUAUUUUCAAGAAAUGUAAAGACUGGAUAUUUAUAUUAUAUUUUAUGAUGCUUAUUAGCUUUUCUUACUGUUUAAGUUUUGUUUUUCUUUUACACAAUAGUGUUGGAAGGCACCUAAUUAUAAUACUCGUUAUGUCAACAAGUCCAGCACCCAUACAAAUAAUAUCGUGGGCAUUUAAGCUUUACCUCCAUUGAAAUUUGAGCUGUAAUGAAGGGAAAUUGUAAACAUAUUUUUUUAAGCUUCGUCGCCUUUUUUUCCAAGUUUUGAUACAGUUGAAGUUUAGGUGUCCAUAAGAACACUCAGGAGUCAGGCUUUUAUUAAACUAUUUGGAAUUUAGUAUUUUGAUAAUUAUUGUUUUUUCAGACUUGAUGAUGGUAAUGAAUGGCUGUUGUGGUAACAUUUGUUGGUGUAAAUCUUUACAGAUAAAGACACUUAUGGUAGCAGACAACUAUCACCACCAUCUGCUGCUUACAGUUUUUAAAUUACCCCCAAAAAAUACAUGAAAGUUAUAAUGUUUCAUAAUUACUUUGUAAUGCUCUUAAGAUUCAUCUUCAAUUUCACCGAAACAAGAAUUAUGGGAUAAAUUAAAAUUAACAGAUGACUCUGCCAUAUUAUUGUGCAUCAUUUGUUCAGCGGUCACGAACAUCCUCAAGUGUAGGGCGAGAGACAACGUUCACAUUGGCUUAUUAAUAUUACUUGCUUACAGUAAAACAUUUUAAACAGCUGAAGCACUACAGCACCAAUAUUAUACAAUGAAUUGUUUUUCCAUACAAGCCUUUUCCUGCUGUGGUAGAGGGUGACUAGGCAGCAGCUUAUCUCCUGACUCUUCUCACCCAGCAGAUACUGGUCUUGCCAUGUAUCACAUACACUACAUAUAUAUAACACACGUUACAUACAUAUAUAACACACACAUUACAUAUAUAUAUAUUUAUAACAAACAGUUACAAACAUCACUAACACACAGAUGUACAAACACCAUUAUACUGUAUACAGCUGGAUAAUUUGACUAUCAUAGAAAUGAAGGAUUUGUCUUUUCUCACACUUCAAGAAAUAAAAACAUACAUCAGAAUAAUAUACAAUAGUAUUCAUUAAUAAAGAUCAGAAUAGAAUCGUAUUUUAAGAUAAAUAACUGGGAGACAGCAGUAGCUAUGUUUAAAGCCAAGUCAAACUAGAAAACGUGCGGCCCAAGACCAAAACAUCAGUGAUAAAAGGAGACCAAUGGAGAGGUAUAUUUUGUACGCCCCAAUAUUCCCGUGUCGUGCUUCCAUGAGUGACCAGCAACAAGUGAUCUACCACCCACUCUCUCAACUUUUCAAAUCAAUAUUGUUUUGGUGGCAAAUAUUUGUACAUACAAUAGAACCAAGUGUUUAAAUUUAAAAUAUUUGAAGUAAAUAAAAGAUGUGAAGAGGAAGAUGAUACAUAAACUUUAUUCCCUCUGCCUUCUGCUCUUGUAUUUUAAGUUCUGUGAAGAUUUGGUCUACAGACGUCUCCUUGUUUUUAAUAUUUUAUAUCUUACAGAUUGCAGCUCAGAGAUUUUUUUGUGAUCUGGUAUGGCAGUCAGAUACAGUAGGCAAAAUCAAAGAAAAUAUCAAAGGAUUAGUUAUGGAUGUGUAAAGCAAUAUGUUAGACUAGAAUAAAUCAGUUAAAUUUAAGAUAUCAUAUACAGAAUUUAAAUUUAAUGGAAGUUCCAUAAAAUGUAAUAUAAUUUGUAUUAAGUUCAUUAUACAGUAUAAUUUAAUAAUAUACUUUGGAGGGUUCUGGCUCAGAGGGCAGAGUUGGGAACAGUUAAUAAAGACCAAGGCACUUGACCAACACUCAGAGGCAUGUACAGUAUAUUACACACCACCACAACUGUAAUCUCUCUCGUUCACUUAAAUCAGGAACAACAGUAAGGAUACAAUAAUUUUUUCCACGUGAAAGAGAACCACCGCAGCUGAACAUUUUUACGGCAGUUAUGGAGUAAACACGAAGGAAGACGUGUAUCUUCCCUUGACUGUGGGAUAAAGAUUACAAGAGUUCCAUAAAACAAUGUACAGUGUCUCUAUAAAAGUGUUCCUGGUGCAUCAGGUCGAGCACAAACACGAGUAACUAUAUCAUUUACAUGCUUAUAGACGUACAUGCUAUAUUAAAUCAAUCCUCUUGUUAACAUUGGGUUUACUAACGCCAAGAGAAAAAUUCUAACCUAAUCUCCGAUGGAUCUACAGUAGAGUAAUUUUCUACAGUAUUUUGAAAUUUGUAACUGAUAUUGACCUCAAACUGUGCCAUAAUUUGGUGUAAUUAAUAACAUAACCAAGAAAUGCAUGAAUUUAUACUCUUAGUUUGGCUGGGAUUACACUAUGGACUAUUUCCUGAAAUUUUGUAAAGAGUACUGUACUGUAGACUGAAAUUGUUAACACUAGCCAGUAACUGUACAUUCAUUACAUAGGGCCUUUGUAUUACACUGGCUAAUUACUAUGGGUAUUAUUAAUGUUGUUUAACCAAAGUUGUGAUCAUAAUACAUCUAAAUAGGCUGUGGAUUAUUUGGUAUCAUUAAUCAUGUAAAAAAAAAUCAUCUUCGUACUGACUCCAUCAAAUAACACUAAUACAAUAUAUCACAAUCUCAUGAGGUGUACUGUGUAUACUUGAGGCAACAUAUGACUGUAUCACAUAACUUGGUAGACAUGAGAUACAACAACAUAGAAAGUCAUUAUGAACACUAAAGACACAGUAACUUACAUCCUAAAUUUACAAAUAAGAUUGGUACGUAAAUUUUUGUCAACCUGAUUACUUUUAACAACUUGAAGUAAUGGUUUAUUAUUCAGUACUUGGUUUAGUAGCAGAACACAAGAAUGUUGCAUACUUCUGACCAAUUUUUAGUAAGGUAACAAGCACAGGUAAUCUCCCACAGGUAUAAGGAGUUAAAAAUAAUACCAGCUGUAAUCUCUUCAUACAUGCAUACCACACACAGAUGUAUAGUACAUAAACUACAAUGCCUUUAUUAUAACAAAAGUGCAAAGUUCAACAAAAUAUUCAAGAUGUUGUAACGUCCUCACAACAACUCCUAAUAGAGCCAGUAUCCAUCAAAUUUAAUUCUUUCUCUAAUUUCCAUGUACCGACAAAUUAUAAUAUCGUCAAGUUUACUCCAAUUACGUAUUUGUUAUUGAAAUGUAACAAUUUUCAACGUUUAUAUUUGUAUACUUUGUCUAAAUUGAUAAUUACAAUUUUCUUAACAAUUUAAGGACCACUUAGUGAAUGAGCUUCCAUCCCAGUGACAGAUUCAAAAACAUUUUGCUCAUAUUAUUUCUCACCGAGGUGUGUGGAAUGUGUAUUGAUGUUAAUCAUCAAGUGUUUGUUCUUAUAGGAAUCAAUUAUAACAAGGCAAUUAUGAUUUUCAGGUUGUACUUGCUUAAGAGUCUGUUUGAGAUAUUGCGAGAGAGAACUCUACCCUUACAUUAGGUGGCGCUCGUAGAGAUACUUUGUCGUACGAGAGAACGAGUUACUUUUCUAUAGCCACCGGAAGUGUGAAAGGUUUUAUGGCAACUUUAUGGUGAUGAGAGAAGUAGUACUACACUGCUUGUUGUGAGUAAAUGGACAAUCAGGCUUCACCAAUUUUGGUUUUGAUAUGUCAUUUGAGUAGAUGACCUCUUAUAUACUAAUUGUUUUUAGUAAAUCCAGGGAUGUGUCCUGAACUAAAUAAAAAUAAUUAUCUUUGGUGUUCAUGUUUUGUAGCUGUAGAGAUAGCUGUCCAUUGAUUCUGUUAUUUUUUAAUUAUAAUGGUGAGCCACAUUUAAGCGCACCAACCAAGGCUCAAUAUUUCUGAUGUUACAUUGAUGUUUCUCCUUUCAAAAUUCAUUGAAACAAGUGAACACCUAAAGAUAUUUGGGAACACUUCCCUGGAUGGCACGACAAUGUGACCUCAAGCAUGAGUUUUGUUAUCUGCAUCGGUAAUAUUUUCUUGUCAUCAUUUAAGAGAGAGAGAGACACACUAAUACAUGAUUCAGUACACAAUGCAUCACAUAAAUCUUACGUCUCAUCAUAAAACGGUAAUACUUAAAACUACUGUACAGUACUAUUAUUUUUCAACUAACAACACAACAUGUAGGUAAUAAAGCCUAUGUAUGAGGUGAUAAUUUAAAAAAUUUCUUGUAUAUGUAUGAUACUGUCCAUAGACAACUGUUGGAAGUUUUUUGAAGAAUACUAUUUGUUGUUGGUACAAGUUAAAUUACAUUGAAUAUGUAUUAGAUUUUGAUGAGCAAGUGUUAAAAUGACUGGGGAAAGGAGAAGAAUAUGGUUAGUUUAAGUUGAAUAUUCAACUGGCUCAACUGUAGUCUGUGCAAACUCCUGAAUGGGAUUAGUACUGUUCCUAGGUACAGUUAGGUAGAAUUUGAUCUUUACUUCAAUGGGAUAGGUAAUGCAGGACAUAAUCAAGUAAAACUGUAUCAUAUAUGGAAAUGAAUGAUCGAUCAGAUCAUAUAUUACAGUACAUAUGAGGACUCUUGUAUUUAUUUGUAAUUUAUUAUAUGUACUCCCAUUAAUUUCCAUAUUUAAAAAUAUAUAUUUAUAAAAUUCAAUACUCCUCCAGCUCAAAUAGACUGUUUUAGGAACACAUAAGGCUAUUGGUGGGAGUACCGGUACUUAGUAAUUUAUAUCAGAAUCAGUCCAAUAUGUCAUUGUAUUGCCCUCAACACAGCUGUUGCCAGAUCCUCAUCAACACACACUGGUACUUGUAUUAAUCACAAUGGAUAACUUUCCUCCAGAGGCUACACAUUCAGGACAACUUAUUGCUAACAUUGUUUUACAUGUAUGUUAACACUACAGUAAAACCCUUUGCUAAUUCACAUUAACUCGGGCAGUCUUACGAGUCCCCCAGAAUAUAUGAAUUAACACCAGAGUAACUUACAGAUAAUUAACAAUAAUACUAAAUAAGGCUCAACCUUCAGGUGAUAUUUUUAUUACAUAAUAAACAUGUGUCACAUACAAGUAAAUAUUAAAGCACAGUACUAUACAGGUAUUAGUUAAAAUGAUUCUUGACAGGAACAAAAUGGUUGCCAAUACAGUACAGCAAACCUUUGUAAUUUACAUAUGAAAGUUCCAUCACUGUUGACAGAAAAACCCUGUUAUCAGACCCUCACGGACCCUGAGUUGGUUACGGUACUUGGAAGUUUCCAGUAUAUACAACCACCAACACAGUACAGUAUCAAAGUUGUUAAGCAUUUAUUGGUAUUUUUUUACGUGUAUUUGGCAUAGACUGUAUACUGCACAUGCAAGUAGUUUUUGUUAAGUAUAAUUAUCACAUUUUUUAUUAUUCUUCAGUAAAAAAUAAUUGACACAUUUUUAUUAAGGUCACGAGACAAUCGUGAAAAAUUACACAAGUACUGGUAUAUUAAUAUUAAUCCCAUUCUUAGAUAUUAAAAAAAAAAAAGAAUUCCUAUUUCUAAUUAUGGAUUCAUGGGGUUUUACUGUAGUGUAUAAGCUGCCUCUGAAACAAACUAAAAAAACAACUAUAAAAAUGAAACGUUUACUUGAUGUGAACAUAUCAUUGAAACUUGGCCUUAUAACAGUUGCAAGUUAUCCAUUUAAUUAUGCAGAACAGUUAAAAUAUUUCUGAACAGCCAAUGAGAUUUCUAAGGGCCACAUUGAUGAGACAUACACCAAACAAUGUGCUUGGACUAACGCAACCACCAAUUAACUAGUGUCAAAUCACCAUCAUUAUGUUAUGUUCUCCAGUUAGUAUCUGGAUACCUCAUCAUUUAAAGAAAAUGUGUCUGAAUAGAGAAGAUAGAAUAAAAACAAUGAAUUUGUUCACAUACAGUAUGUUGACCUUGAAGUUCUGUAUGAGUGAACUGUGUGAUAUAUUUGUCUCAAAACCUUAGGGUGAGGAUAAUGAGCUUGUGGCCAGUAUUAUUGAUAAUGUCUGGUCAGAACACCCAUAGAAGUAACUAUGAAGGCUUUAACUGGUUAUGUCAAGUGUAAUGUGAGGCAGUGUGUGUGUGUGGUUGUUGUGCAGAACGAAAGGGAACCUCAGAUGUAUGAGGCUGAUAAAAUAUCAUGACUUACUACUGCUAGUGAUAGACAUAUGGCUGGAGAUUGUUUGGUGUUUCACAUUUCACUAUUAAGCAGCUCAAAAAAAAUCCUUAAAAUAAAACUAUUAUACAAAUGAAUAAAUGAACUAUAUACCUUCACAUCUAACGAUUUCAUUACUUAUCUAAAUAUACUAUCUACAUUUACUGUAUUCUGACAGGUGAUAUAAAAAUUCCUUUCCAAACUUGACAUUGUCACAUAUUGUAGUGUUAAAGAGACUUGGCAGUCAUCAUUGGCACCACAAAACAAUUCAUCAUUGUAAUAUAAAGGAAUCAAAAGUGUUAACAAAAAUAGGAGAGAGGGAAUCAAGAUUCAGCAAUGUUUUCUUGAGUUACAACAUCCUAAUAAUACAGAUGUUCUGAAUCUCAUGUGUAAACACUGUAGUACUGUAAAUCUAGAUACAGGGACACCUUGAACUAGGGUGAGCUGCCCUUCUUAAAGUGACCUAUUUUGUUUUUCUAAUACAUAACUUACACACUUCUCUAGUUUGAUCUUAUAACUACACACUGCUUAGCAAAGUAUAAUUUAUCAGGUAUUUGUUUGUCCUUUUAAUUCCAUUCAUACUUUCUUGUCAUUCUCAGCAUUAAUUUCACUAUCUUAAUUAUAUAUUCAUCAAAAUUACCUCUGUCUUGGCAUUCAGAAAUAUUUGAUAAUUUAUUCAUCCAUUACUGAAAACCAAGUAGAGGUGCUCUCAGAAACUGUACUAAAUCUGUUACCACAAAACACUGAAGAUAAAUGGUGCGAGUGUGUAGACCUAUGCCAAUGUGGGGGUGGAAAACAGGUACUGUAUAUAUAUAGAGAGACACAGUAUAAGGGUGAGUUAUACAGUUUGUUGUUCCUAAUAUGCUACAAGCUGGUUACUUGUCAUGUUUAGGCCUUGUAUUAAGUUGUCUCUUAUGUAUAGAAGGCCAUCACCCAGUACAAGAAAAUCUGAGACACCAUCUGUUUCACUAUGUAAUCUCUUUGUUAAAUUCUAGUGCUGUGAGUCAUAUAAGGUCAUCUGGAACUAAUAUGUAUUAUUUUGUGUAACUAUUUUAUUUCUAGACCAUGAAUAAAGAAUAAGUCAUAUGUCUGAACUUACUAGCAGUAGUUUUUGUGUAAUUCUGUGGCAGUUGGUACUGAUAGUAUACUUUGAAGUGUAUUCUAAUUCUAUCUAGAAUAUUUAUUUUUAGAUACCAGAUAAAGUUAGCUAUUAUCAAAUGAAAUAACUUAUCCUUAAUCAUUGUAUUUAUCAACAUUUCAUCUCUCAUUUAUACACCACCAUGUUUUUAUUAUUGUAACUUGUUCUGUGCAGACCUACAACACUGAGGCUUGGUCAGUGCUUCAACAUGCUCAAUUCUGGAGUCCUAAUUCUGAAGUUUGGGGAGAUGAGACCAUUCAAUGUCACAAUACAGAGACUGAAGAGAAGGUUAAGGGACAUACAGAGUGUAUCAUUUAUACUUGUUAUCAACCCACAUCUUUUUCUUAUCAAUAAAAACUCAUAAUAUGAACAACAUAAUUUAGAACACACUUUCCUCCUGAUUGCAAUUUUAUGACGUUACUUUAAAGAUAAAAUUACAACAAAAAUCAAAUUAGCUACAGAGUGUAAGAGUUUCUAGACUAAAGGAGUCUGGCUGAGCCUUUACAGUGUAAGAGAAUUUAUUUCUUCAAACAACUCUUACAUAUAUAGUCUUAUGAUAUUGAGUAAAGUGCCUAAUCUCUUUAAAUUAAUUAGUUUCCCCUUCCUUAUUACAAUAAUUAAUUACAGACAAUUUAGAUUCUUUGAACCCCAUUUGACAAAGGAUUUUAUAAAGGCACUUUGAACCAUAACACCUGCAACACAGUAUACAUUAGUUGGCUGGGCACUUAACUCUACAAAAGCCCAGUUCAUGUUCAAUAAAGGCUGAAAGUAUAUCUUAAUACAUAUAACAAUACAUUUAGCAUUAAACCACAAAAGAUAUUCUUGUCACUUUGCUCACUGCUUAUCAAACUGUAUCAAAUAAUUCUUUUAAAAGUUCAGUUGAUGUCAGAUUCAUUUUUUGUGUAUGAAAAAUAUCACUCAAGCUCAAGGUGAUUUUCUUUUUCUUCUCACACAAAGAAAUUAAACUAAUGUUAUCUACACACACACACAUUACCCUGGUAUUAAACAUUGUGCCAUCUAAAUAUAUACACAAAAUGUUCAUCCUUAAUCUAUAAGGAAAUAAUGGAGAUUCUUCAACCCAACAUCAUUAUUGUGCACUCCAUGCAAUAAAAAUAUUUGCAGUGUUGUUAUGCAUGGAUGUUGCUUCAGUGCUCAAUAUUCUUCUAUCUAUCCAUAACUAAAGAAUGAACACUAGUGUACUAAGCUUUGGCCAAGCCUCUGAGGGUUGUCUUAUGGUCUGUGAUGUCAUCCGUGAGAAGAAAUUAAUAGUCAUCCACAUUUCAUAAAAAAUAACUCAUCAGUCUUAAUAUUUCUCAUCCUGUAAAGCUUGUGAUUCACUAGUUAUAUUCCUUGUAAAUGACUACGUAUAUUAAUCAAAAGAGCAAAUUAUUUUGUUGCAUAUAAUAUAAUACUGUACAAGAACAACCAGAUGGUACUAACACUUGGUCUUAUGUACUUAAAUCUUUAGCACAUGACACUGGGAACGAGGUAUUGAAGUAAUUUGACUAAUUUAUAAUAAAAUUUACAUGCAACAAAAAUAGAUUCCUCAUUGUUGACUCUUAGGCUGUAAUUAGCAACCUUGUAGUGUCAUUACCUUGUGAACAUUAAAAAUGCAUCUCUAUCAAAGUUCUGGCACUGUACUGGCAGUUUAUCCCCCCCGCCCCGCCCCCAAAACAAAAAUCUUCCACGUUAGAAGCAGAGUUCCCUGCAGAGUCCAUUGAUUACUACCAUAUAUCUCUUGCUGGAGACUUAACAUCAAUGCUCUUAAUACUUGACAAAGAAUUCUGCAUGUUUCUUUGGCCAUCGUGAAAGUGAAGCUAUCAUCUUUGUAAUACUGAAUAAGUAUAAAGUUGCUAAAAUGUAAAAAAAAAAAAAAAAAAAAUAUAAAAUUAUACUUGUAUACAGUAUAGUAUAAUAUGACUAGCCCCUGAUACCAUCUUUCAAAGAGAAACUUUACUUUUAGACAUGCUUACACAAGAGCACUCAAUUCCUUAGGGGGAAAAAAAAUUAUGAAAUCCCCUAAAGUUCAUAAAAUCUAAUUGCGGUUUAACCUUUGAUGGAUAUGCAUAUUCAACGUCCAACACAGUACAGUAAUUACAACCCUUCACUAAUGCCACAUUUGUUGUGCCCCUUUUUACACCUGACUGGGCUCGUCUAUUCACUUUCAUGUUUUAUGGCCAAACUGUAUUAAAUGUAGAAACAUUUUUGCCAUAAUGUACAUGAAACCUAAUAUGACAAGGUCGGUGAGUGGUGUCUAGAACUCCUGAUGAACGCCAAAUAUUUCCUAGGGCUCACUUAUGAUCAGUACAGAACAAGCUAACUACUGAAGCUUUAUGGUUGAAGACUUCUCCAACUUAACUCAAUAUUGUUGAUUUGGAAUAAUAUAUAUAUAUAUAUAUAUAUAUAUAUAUAUAUAUAUAUAUAUAUAUAUAUAUAUAUAUAUAUAUAUAUAUAUAUAUAUAUAUAUAUAUAUAUAUAUAUAUAUAUAUAUAUAUAUAAAUGUGUGUCAAUCUUGUGAUAUAUUAAACUGAGAAAAAUAAGUUAUUUCAUUAUAAAACAGCGUCUCACUCCUGCAGGGGAGACAAGUACUGUACAGUUGAAGAGUCUUCACACCAACCUUCAAUAGGACUAAUGCCACUCCUUUUGCAACCAUACCAUUGUUAACCCAAAAUAUAAUUCAGAUAUGAGAGAUGUUAGGAUAGCAAACUUUCAGUCACAAACAAAAGCAAUGGAACAAGAUGAUUCUCUUCCUGAUGGCAUAAGGGGCAGCACACUGACCUUCAAGAGUGGUAUCAUCUUGUGAUUAUUUUUGGCCCCAUGUAUUGUCUCAAGAAAGUAUAGUGAAAGCACAAAUUGAAGAUUAUUAUGGUCUUGUUUUGUUGGUAGGAUAAAAGGCUUCAUUUAAUCUAUGGAAUUUGUCAAUUUGCUCUUAAAAGUCUAGUACAGUACUGUGUGUUUUAUUACUUACCAUUACAUGAGCCAAGUUCUGCUUGCUUCUUCUUGUAUGUGUACUUGCACACUGGCUGUAAGAAAAUUUUAUACUUAGUUUUAACUAAUGUGCACCAUUCUAUACUAGAAUAUACAAAUUAUUAUUAAUUUAUGAUGUAAAUACAUCAUUACAAUUUAUGAUUUAAUCUGUAAUGCAGCUUUGAACUGAUUCCAUAAAUCUUUAUUUAGCUACAUGACAAAAACCUGAAAAUUUGGAUUAUUCAUCUUGGAAAUUUUACAAGAUUACAAAUUUUGACUACUGAUAAAUAUCAAUUUUCCUAAAGUAAACUGUACAGUACCACCUCUGGUACAGUACUGCACAGUACAUUAUAUCAUCUGUGAUACUGUUAAAAAUUCCAAUUAUAUUAGAGACUGAGACAAGGACUUAAUGAGCAGUUUCAAGAAAUUAUCAUUAAGGUUGAGCUUGACUAGUGUUUCUGUAAGCUCAUCUUAAUGAAACUCUUUAUCAGUAGUACAGCACAGUAUUGUUCACAGCGUGCAAGACUAUAAAUGUUGUCUUCUGUCUUACCACAAAAUGAAGCCAAUUUGUUGAAUAUAGAUAUUUCUAGUAGAAUUUAAUUUUGUUCUGUGAUUAUUUAAAAAAGUUGGUUGUUCAGUGAUGUGUAUGUGCCAGUAGAUUUACACAGUGAAAGAUAUUACUUUAACCAUUUACUUUAUACAGUAUAUUUGUCAGACAAUGGGCAGUGUCAUUAUUCUUUUAAUUAUUUGGGUAGACCAUUGGUUUGUUAACCUCAUUACAAAUUACUGAAAUGAAAAUUAUCCUACUGUAGUAUCUCUUAUGAUUGAGGCCCAAUGUACUUGUUUUUCUUUACUGUCCUUUCACUGGCUUUUUAGGUGUAAAGAGCUCUACGUUUCUGUGUUGAGAGUAUAGUAAAUGGCUGUUAGUAAA
Messenger RNA from Homarus americanus (American lobster), 15796 nucleotides. It is a transcript of the gene kcc, whose product is annotated as solute carrier family 12 member 6-like. Gene Ontology annotation, biological process: chemical synaptic transmission; cell volume homeostasis; potassium ion homeostasis. NCBI's taxonomy places the organism in Eukaryota, Metazoa, Arthropoda, Malacostraca, Decapoda, Nephropidae. Bases 768 to 4166 code for a protein of 1132 amino acids. The record is from RefSeq and is a predicted model, not a curated record. Gene Ontology annotation, molecular function: potassium:chloride symporter activity. Gene Ontology annotation, cellular component: membrane. The transcript is spliced from 23 exons.